UAAUAAAGGCCGCACAGCCGUGUGCGCUGGCAGCAGUUCGUGUUCAAUAAAUGUAAUCUUUUUUUGUCCCUUCGCUUUCGGUUCGAUCUCGGGGUUUUAUGUAUAAAAUAAGGCGCGAAUGAUAAACGGAUAAUACUUCGAUUAAAGUGCCGUCGCGUGACUGUCGUUUGUGUUGGCUUUUCUGUAAUCUUACGCGGAGUUGCCUGCUGCUGCUCUACCAUAUAAUAAAAUACGAAACGAAUCUGCAACGGAGGGUACUACGCAAUGGCGAAAUUCUGGAAUGCACUUACCCGCCGCAAAACGGACGACGUCCACGAAAGCGAGUCCCAGCUGGCGCGUGUCCUCAAUCUGUUGGAUCUGACGGCCCUCGGCGUGGGCAGUACACUGGGCCUGGGCGUCUAUGUGCUGGCUGGACAGGUGGCCUACAACAUAGCCGGUCCGGCGGUCACAAUAUCCUUCCUCAUCGCAGCCGUCGCAUCCGCCUUUGCGGGCAUUUGCUAUGCCGAAUUUGCGGCACGCGUGCCCAAAGCAGGCAGCGCCUAUGUGUACAGCUAUGUGACCAUUGGCGAGUUUGUGGCCUUCACCAUUGGCUGGAAUCUGAUCCUGGAGUAUGUCAUUGGCACUGCUUCGGUGGCGCGUGGCCUGAGCGGCUACUUUGAUGCGCUGAUCGACAACAACAUGUCGAAGGCGCUGAAUGGGUCGAUGCACAUGAACGUUGACUUCUUGGGCGACUAUCCGGACUUUCUGUCCUUCGGUAUGGUCCUGCUGCUGGCCGGUAUCCUGGCCUUUGGCGCCAAGGAGUCCAGUUUCCUGAACAACAUCUUCACCUGCGUCAAUCUGGUGACGAUCUGCAUUGUUCUGGUUGCCGGAUCCAUGAAUGCCAAUAGCGACAACUGGCGCAUCCCCCAGGACCAGGUGCCCGAGGGAUUCGGCACGGGUGGCUUCAUGCCAUUCGGCAUUGCCGGCGUGAUGGCCGGAGCGGCCAAGUGCUUCUUCGGCUUUGUGGGCUUCGACUGCAUUGCCACCACGGGCGAGGAGGCCAUCAAUCCCAAGCGCAACAUUCCGCUGUCGAUCGUCAUCUCGCUGAUCAUCAUCUUCCUGGCCUACUUCGGUGUCUCCACGGUGCUGACAAUGAUGCUGCCGUACUACCUGCAGGACAGGGACGCCCCGUUCCCGCACGCCUUCGACGCCGUCGGCUGGAUCACCAUCAAGUGGAUCGUGACUAUCGGAGCGGUGUUCGCCCUGUGCACCAGCCUCCUGGGCGCCAUGUUCCCGCUGCCCCGCAUCCUGUACGCCAUGGGAAACGACGGCAUCCUCUUCAAGCGGCUCUCCAAGGUGCAUCCCUACACGAAGACGCCGCUGAUUGCCACCGUUGUCUCGGGCCUCUUUGCAUCUGUCAUGGCGAUGCUGUUCAACCUGGAUCAGCUGGUGGACAUGAUGUCCAUCGGCACCCUGCUGGCCUACACCAUUGUGGCCAUUUGUGUGCUGGUGCUGCGCUACCAGGACGAGGACAUGACUAAGCUGGUGUCGGUGAAGGCGCCCAAUGUGCUGCGGCAGUUCUUCAACGGCAACUCGUAUCGGGAACCGAACACCAUGACCUCCGGCAUCACCAAGAUCGGCAUCGUUGUCUUCGCCAUCGUGUGCCUGGUGUGGUGCUCCCUGCAGAAGGUCUUCGAUCUCAGCAGCACCGGUGGCAUUGUGUCGCUGAGUCUGCUGGGCGUGGUGCUGAUCCUCAUUGGCGUGAUCAUUGGCAUGCAGCCCGUGUCGACCAUUGAGCUGACCUUCAAGGUGCCGCUGGUGCCGUUCGUGCCAUGCCUGAGUGUCUUUGCCAAUCUGUACCUGAUGUUCCAGCUGGACCUCAACACCUGGAUACGCUUCCUCAUCUGGAUUGUGAUCGGCUAUGUGAUCUACUUCUGCUAUGGACUGCGUAACUCCACACAGAUCACCAGAAAUCGCAAUCACGCCGAGGUGGCGGCCAAUGCCCUGCAGCAGCAGAGCGAUGCAUAUAUUGGCCAGCACGAGAAUCGCGGCUUUGAGCCCGACUUUAAGGUGGAGAAUGGCGUCAAGCUGCCACCGCACGAGUACUCCGAGAAGCUUUAAGCCCACAGAAGCAGCCAAAAGUAUUAUAGGUUCCUUUUUGUUACCCCCCAACCGACAGCCCAACCCCUCCCCCCUUAAACUUCAUAUACAUACGCCUCGACAUUUUCUCUUGAAUAGAACAAAGACUCUUGCCUUCCUAGCUAGCACGUGUAUGUGAGAGAGAUGAAUAGAUUGCGCAUAAAAAUUAAAUGGAUCCGCACUCCCCCGACCCCCUCCCCAACUAUCCCCAUCCCCCCCCCCCCAGCACACCGCACACCUACACAUCUAUCGCUGCGGAUCUGUUAUUUUUAUGCGCCACACACGCUUCGUAAGCGACUUCUAGAGAGAGCUCCAGUACCCAGACUCUGUUUAACCAUUUUUAACAUUUAUUUUACCAGAUUAUCCCAUCCAACUUUGAACUCUUUUAACUCUUUUAACUCUUUUAACUGUUUGCUGCGCUAAAUUCCCCCUAUGAAUCCCCCCCCCCUCUUCGCAAUGCCCCAUUUUGUUGUGAUAUUUGUAAAUGUGUAUACCCUUACCCACAUAUGUAUAUACUGUAUGUAUGUAUGUAUGUAUGUGUAUGUAUAGAGCUAUAAUGAUCCCAUAUUUGUAUAUUUUGUGUCACAAUUAAUGUAAAUGAAAUACGGUAGCAAACUACUAUUUUAUGUAUGUCAGAUGCAGUCGCAGUCGCAGUUGCAGUUGCAGCUGCAGAUGCAGUCGCCUGCACUUAGUAUUUAAGCUCUUUAGCCGCUCUAAGCCCUUUUCCACAUUUGUUUAAUAUUUUGCCAAAAACCAGAAACGAAUUUGCCCCCGCCCCACCCACACCCACAUUACUUGCUUGUUUAAUAAAAUCCAAAUGUUGUUCAUCACAAAACGGAUG
Drosophila obscura is the source of this 2959-nucleotide messenger RNA. It is a transcript of the gene slif, whose product is annotated as cationic amino acid transporter 3. Gene Ontology annotation, cellular component: plasma membrane. Lineage: Eukaryota; Metazoa; Arthropoda; Insecta; Diptera; Drosophilidae. Bases 265 to 2100 code for a protein of 611 amino acids. The record is from RefSeq and is a predicted model, not a curated record. Gene Ontology annotation, molecular function: amino acid transmembrane transporter activity. Gene Ontology annotation, biological process: transmembrane transport; amino acid transport. The transcript is spliced from 4 exons.